Messenger RNA from Nilaparvata lugens (brown planthopper), 773 nucleotides. RefSeq lists its product as uncharacterized. The transcript is spliced from 4 exons. The record is from RefSeq and is a predicted model, not a curated record. Bases 74 to 664 code for a protein of 196 amino acids. Gene Ontology annotation, molecular function: lysozyme activity. NCBI's taxonomy places the organism in Eukaryota, Metazoa, Arthropoda, Insecta, Hemiptera, Delphacidae.
UGUUUUCGUAAUAUAUAGUCGGCGGUGAGUAUGACAGCCUCCGCAUUUUAUCCUGUCACCUUCGACUGUAAACAUGUUGAGCUCCUGUUGUCUGCCUUGUACGGCCCUAACACACAUAUACGGCAGCCGUAUGCGGCCCGUUUACGGCCUAAUAAGGCACACGUCCACGGCUGCUGUUAUCUUCGUGAUUAUAGUAACACUCAUCAGUCCCGCGAUAACGGUGCAUGCGGCUACCGUGCGAGAAGGUCGCGAUGCGGCGGGCGCGGACGAACUACCUGAGUUCACAGAGGCGUGCCUUGGGUGCAUUUGCGACGCGACGUCCGCCUGCAACCUGACGAUCGGCUGCACGGCAGGCCUGUGUGGGCCCUUCCUAAUUGGCCGCCAGUACUGGUUCGACGCUGGCGCCCCUGUACUCAGCGGAGAUAACUGGCAACGCAGUGGAGCUUACGAGGCGUGUACAGUGGAUCCUUACUGUUCAACAAGUACCAUGUACAACUACAUGUCCAGAUAUAUUCAGGACUGCAAUGGUGACGGCGAGAUAACGUGUGAUGACUAUGCCAGAAUACACUACCUUGGUGGCCUACAGUGUGAUAUGCCCAUUCACAAUUAUGCCUACUACAGGGUGUUCAGACAGUGUGUGUCAAAGAUAGCGAAUCUCAAAUAGAAGAUGCCUCAAAAUUUGAAACGUUUGUUAGUUCAGUGCUCAAUUUAAUAGUCAUAAAAAUUAUACACACUAAUUUAUUAUAAUAAAUAGAUAACAAUUACAACAAUAA